UUUAUGGAAACAGAAACCAUUACCCAAUUAUUGUUCUCUCAUUAAUUGUCACUUUCACUAUUUCUCUGUUUCCCCAACAUCCCAUCAUCAAUCUUUACCCACAACAUAAGACUUAAUCAGAGGUUUUUGUCUUGGGUUUUUAACUUAUGGAGUUAAACAAGGAGAAGAUUGUCAGGUUUUAUGCAAAUGACAAGCAAAAGAAAGAUUUUGUAUGGGGAAGAAGUGAGCCCUUACACCUUGAAAAAUCGUCUUCCGGGUACAAUGGUUUAACCCUUUUACCAAAAUCCAAUUUUGGUAUGGGAAAAGUCAACGGAAAUCCUAAUUCGAAACCUGGAACAAGUAAUUUAUUUCCCGAGGAUCAUGAGCCAUGGCAAAAGCGGAUACUUGAUCCGGGUAGUGAGAUUGUGUUAAAGUGGAACCGGAUUUUUAUUGUAUCUUGCUUGUUGGCAUUAUUUAUCGAUCCAUUGUAUUUCUAUUUGCCUGGUGUGGUAGGAGACCAAGACUCAUGGUGUGUGAAAACGGACUUGAAUCUGCGAAUAGUUGUUACUACUUUUCGUACUCUGGCAGAUUUGUUUUAUAUAUUACAUAUGGCAAUUAAGUUUAGGACAGCUUAUGUUGCUCCUAGCUCUCGGGUUUUUGGGAGAGGUGAGCUUGUUAUGGAUCCUAAGAAGAUUGCCAGAAGAUAUAUUAGAACUGAUUUUUUCAUUGAUCUAAUUGCAACGCUUCCUCUCCCGCAGUUUGUUAUCUGGUUCAUCAUACCAGCAACGAGGAGCUCACGGGCCAAUCACAAUAAUAACGCCCUUGCGUUGAUUGUACUAUUACAAUAUAUUCCGAGAUUAUAUCUAAUUUUUCCUUUAAGUUCUGAAUUGGUCAAAGCAACAGGAGUGGUGACAAAAACUGCUUGGGCAGGGGCUGCAUAUAAUUUAAUGUUGUACAUGUUGGCUAGUCAUGUAUUGGGUGCAGCUUGGUAUCUGCUAUCCAUUGAUCGACACAUGUCGUGCUGGAAAUCUAUUUGCAAUCUUGAAAAAGCUUCAUGUAAAGCUAGUUAUCUGGAUUGCGGCUCCAUCAAUCAUAGUGAUCGCAGAAAUUGGGCAAAUGUGACCAAUGCGUUCAAGAGGUGCACUGCUAAUGAUGAUUCACCCUUCAACUUUAAGUAUGGAAUAUUUGAAAGUGCAGUGCAAAAAAAUGUCAUAUCCUCGAAUUUCUUUCACAAAUACUUCUAUUGUUUAUGGUGGGGAUUACAACAACUAAGUUCAUAUGGGCAAAACUUGUCAACUACCACAUUCAUAGGGGAGACAUCAUUUGCAAUACUCAUUGCCAUUGUUGGUCUUGUUUUGUUUGCACACCUGAUUGGCAACAUGCAGACAUACCUACAAUCAUUAACCAUGAGACUUGAAGAAUGGAGGCUUAGGCGAAGAGAUACUGAGGAGUGGAUGAGACACCGUCAACUGCCUGAAGAUUUGAGAAAACGUGUUAGGCGUUUUGUUCAAUAUAAGUGGGUUGCAACUCGAGGAGUACAUGAAGAAGCUAUCCUUCAUGGCUUACCUGCUGAUCUUCGACGGGAUAUCCAACGCCACUUGUGCUUGGACCUUGUUCGCCGGGUUCCGUUCUUUUCGCAGAUGGAUGACCAAUUACUGGAUGCCAUAUGCGAGCGUCUCGUUUCAUCUUUAAGCACCGAAGGUGCAUACAUGGUUCGUGAAGGAGAUCCUGUAACAGAGAUGUUUUUCAUUAUUAGAGGCAGACUCGAAAGCUCCACAACAAAUGGAGGCCGGACGGGCUUCUUUAAUUCCAUCAUAAUGAGGCCUGGAGAUUUUUGUGGUGAAGAACUUCUUGCGUGGGCUUUACAUCCAAAGUCAACAGUCAACUUACCAUCUUCAACCCGAACUGUGCGAUCUCUUACAGAAGUAGAAGCUUUUGCCCUACGAGCUGAAGAUCUCAAAUUUGUUGCAAAUCAGUUCAGAAGACUGCAUAGCAAGAAAUUGCAGCAUACUUUUAGACAUUAUUCCCACCAUUGGAGGACAUGGGCCGCUUGCUUUAUACAGGCUGCUUGGAGAAGACAUAAAAGGAGGACCAUGGCGAGAUACCUUUCAACAAUGGAGUCUUUUGUUGAUCACCAUGAACACGAUGAUGAUGAUGAUGAUGAUGAUGAUGAUGAACAUGAUCAAAGUCAUCACCAAGUGGAUCAAGAAAAUGAGCAGUCUCAUGGUCCAACAGCUCAAGUUGAGUCAAACCUAGGGGUCACCAUAUUGGCAUCAAGGUUUGCUGCAAACACAAGAAGGGGAAUUGCUCGGAGGCUUAAAAGUGAAGGCAGGUUACCUAAACUGCAGAAACCGGAAGAACCUGACUUUUCUGUUGAGCCGGAUAUCAGUUAGUCAACUUAUGGGGUUGAAUCAACUAGAUCAAGACAUAUAUAUAUCUAUAUACUUAUGAAACAUGGCUCCACCGUCUGCUGAGUUCAUUUUGGGUCUACAUUGUUUUCUAUUUAUUCGCUAACUGAUAGUUUUUGGCUUACAAGUGGAUGCAACCUUGUGUAUGCUGCACGUUAGAAAUGCUAGAUACACUGGUAGCUUUAUAUUUUAGACUUUUCAUUUGAAGAAUUAAAAGUCUGUAUUAUACACGUCUCAUUGUAGCAAGUAAAUGUUGAGCUAAAAGUGAGUUUUGGCCUCCUCAAACCGAUGUUGGCAUGUUUGUUUA
This is a messenger RNA of Erigeron canadensis, 2694 nucleotides long. Its product is annotated as cyclic nucleotide-gated ion channel 17-like. The transcript has 7 exons. Gene Ontology annotation, cellular component: membrane. The record is from RefSeq and is a predicted model, not a curated record. Gene Ontology annotation, molecular function: monoatomic ion channel activity. Gene Ontology annotation, biological process: transmembrane transport; monoatomic ion transport. The coding region runs from base 147 to 2372 and encodes 741 amino acids. NCBI's taxonomy places the organism in Eukaryota, Viridiplantae, Streptophyta, Magnoliopsida, Asterales, Asteraceae.